UCUUCAGAGAUAUUAAAUAGGGGCUCAACGGUCCCUCGGGCCCGGUGGGGCGACGGUGCCAUCUCCGGUCCCUGAAUCGAGGGGGUCCCUGAAUCGAGAUUCAGAGUCCUCGCGCGUUGAAGGCUUGGCCAGGAGAGGAGUUUGUGGGUUAUCUGACUUAAAAGUUGUGCGGUGAGGUUUGCAUAACUGAUGCUUCGGAAUGGCAUGGAUAUAAACGUUCACAGGAUUAAAAUGAGAGAUGAGGAAGGAUUAAUUGCCAUAUCAGCUCUUGGAAGCGCUAACACCUUGCUACCUCCGUGUCCUUGACUUGGAUGGAGGGUCUGUGAUAAGUUGCUGUCCUGGGGAUGAGCUGAAGUCACACAAAACUUGUCCUUUUCCUUCAGAAAGUUGUGCAGGAAGAGUUGGAUGCCCUCCUGGAACAGCAAAGCACUGUAGAGAACAAGAUGGUUGCACUUCACCGCAUGGGCCCUAAUUUGCAGCUCAUCGAGGGGGAUGCCCAGCAGUUGGCGGGAAUGAUCACCUUCACCUGUAACCUAGCCGAGAAUGUCAGCAGUAAAGUCCGCCAGCUUGACCUUGCCAAGAAUCGACUCUAUCAGGCCAUUCAGAGAGCCGAUGACAUCCUUGACCUGAAGUUCUGCAUGGAUGGAGUUCAAACAGCGCUGCGAAAUGAAGAUUAUGAACAAGCAGCAGCUCAUAUCCAUCGCUAUCUGUCUCUGGACAAAUCGGUGAUUGAGCUCAGUCGUCAGGGCAAGGAGGGGGGCAUAAUCGAUGCCAACCUGAAGCUCCUGCAAGAAGCAGAGCAGCGCCUGAAGAUGAUUGUCACAGAGAAAUUCGACACAGCUAUGAAGCAGGGAGACCUGCCCCAGGUGGAACGCUUCUUCAAGAUCUUUCCUCUGCUAGGCUUACAUGAAGAGGGGCUGAGCAAGUUCUCAGAGUACCUCUGCAAGCAGGUGGCCAACAAGGCAGAAGAGAACCUGCAGCUGGUAAUGGGGACAGACAUGAGUGACCGUCGAGCUGCUGUCAUAUUUGCGGACACCCUGACACUCCUCUUUGAAGGGAUCGCUCGCAUUGUGGAGACCCACCAGCCCAUUGUGGAGACCUACUACGGGCCAGGGAGGCUCUACACCCUCAUCAAGCACCUGCAAGUGGAGUGUGACCGGCAGGUGGAGAAAGUGGUGGACAAGUUCAUCAAAGAGAGGGACUAUCACAGGCAGUUCCAGCAAGUUCAGAAUAGCAUGAUGAGAAGUUCUUCUGCAGAGAAGAUCGAACCAAGGGAACUUGACCCUAUUUUAACAGAAGUCACUCUGAUGAAUGCCCGCAGCGAGCUCUACUUGAGGUUCAUCAAGAGACGAAUAAUAUCGGAUUUUGAGGUGGGAGACUCCAUGGCCUCAGAGGAGGUAAAGCAAGAGCAUCAAAAAUACCUGGACAAGCUCCUCAACAACUGUCUGCUGAGCCGCACCAUGCAAGAGCUCAUUGGCUACUACAUCACCAUGGAGGAAUACUUCAUGAGGGAGACAGUCAACAAGGCUGUUGCCAUGGACAGCUACGAGAAGGGCCAGCUCAUCUCCAGCAUGGUGGAUGACGUGUUUUACAUAGUGAAGAAAUGCAUUGGGCGUGCUCUGUCCAGCUCCAGCAUAGACUGUCUCUGUGCCAUGAUCAACCACUCCACCACCGAGCUGGAGUCUGACUUCAGGGAGGUUUUGUACAACAAGCUGAAGCAGGGCUUUCCGGCCACGACCUUCCAGGACUUCCAGAGAGGGGUGACCAGUGCGGUGAACAUCAUGCACAGCAGCCUGCAGCAGGGCAAGUUCGAUACCAAAGGCAUUGAAAGCACUGAUGAGGCCAAGCAGUCCUUUCUGGUGACCUUAAACAACGUGGAAGUCUGCAGCGAAAACAUCAUGACCCUAAAGAAGACUUUGGAGAGUGACUGCAGCAAACUGCUUAGCCAAGGCUUCGGGGGCGAGCAAGCGCAGGCCAAGAUUGACAGCUGCCUCUCCGACAUGGCUGCCGUCUCCAACAAAUUUCGUGACCUGCUGCAGGAAGGCCUCAACGAGCUGAACAGCACAGCCAUCAAACCCCAGGUGAAGCCCUGGAUCAACCUCUUCCUUUCUGUCUCCCACAACAUCGAGGAGGAGGAGUUCAGCGACUAUGAAGCUAAUGAUCCCUGGGUCCAGCAGUUCAUCGUCAAUCUGGAACAGCAGAUGACAGAGUUCAAGGCUGGGCUUUCUCCAGUGAUUUAUGAUACCCUCACUGGUCUUAUGACCAGUCUCAUCGCCAUCGAACUGGAGAAAGUGCUGCUCAAAUCAACCUUCAGCAGGCUUGGCGGCCUGCAGUUUGACAAGGAGCUGAGGUCUCUCAUAGCCUAUCUCACCACCGUCACCACUUGGACUAUCCGCGACAAGUUUGCCCGUCUUUCCCAGAUGGCCACCAUCCUCAAUCUGGAAAGGGUGACGGAGAUCCUGGAUUACUGGGGCCCGAACUCGGGCCCGCUCACCUGGCGCCUUACUCCUGCCGAGGUCCGGCAGGUGCUGGCUCUCCGAAUCGACUUCCGCAGUGAGGAUAUCAAGCGGCUGCGCCUGUAGUUGGUUGAUACUGGGGUCACCACCAUGCUGGAGGUAACAGCUGGAAGGCUGCAGCCCUGGGGCUGGCUGUUAGACAGUGUGGGGAUGCGGUGAUGUCUGCCCUGCUGCUCGUGUUCCUUGGAGCAAAGGGCUUUUCCUGGGAAGAGCUGCCAUCCUUUUGUGGGAGCAGAAACAAGGCAGCAGAGGAAUCUCGCGUUGACAGCAGCAUGAUGCUAUUUCUGAAAACGUGUGCUAGUCUGAGGGACAAGCUCAGGCUAGCUCCCGCCUCCCUUCGUUCUGCUGCCCUGCCACAGGUCAGGAAAUCUGGGGGCUGUUGUGGUGUGGUUCAAAGAGGGGGUCUGCAGAGCGCUCUGCCCAUGCUGCUGGCCACAGCUGUGGUCUGUACCACCAGUUUAGGGGAUAGCUACGGGAAUCCUACAAAUCCUGAGCCCGCCUGGCACUCUCCUGGUGGUGAUGGGGACUGUUCUGUAGAAG
This is a messenger RNA of Egretta garzetta (little egret), 3056 nucleotides long. It is a transcript of the gene COG4, whose product is annotated as component of oligomeric golgi complex 4. Bases 444 to 2582 code for a protein of 712 amino acids. The transcript has 18 exons. The record is from RefSeq and is a predicted model, not a curated record. Lineage: Eukaryota; Metazoa; Chordata; Aves; Pelecaniformes; Ardeidae.